Messenger RNA from Callorhinchus milii (elephant shark), 734 nucleotides. RefSeq names its product myosin regulatory light chain 2B, cardiac muscle isoform. Gene Ontology annotation, molecular function: calcium ion binding. Lineage: Eukaryota; Metazoa; Chordata; Chondrichthyes; Chimaeriformes; Callorhinchidae. Gene Ontology annotation, cellular component: cytoplasm; mitochondrion. The record is from RefSeq and is a predicted model, not a curated record.
UUACUGCCUGUUGGUGUCUGUGUAUAUAAAGAGCCGGGGUCUCUCCCCGGACAGACUAGGACACACAGCACAGCACAGGAUGUCCCCGAAGAAAGCUAAGAAGAAGACGGCCGAGGGAGGCUCCAAUGUCUUCUCCAUGUUUGACCAAACCCAAAUUCAGGAAUUCAAAGAGGCUUUCACUAUUAUGGACCAGAACAGAGACGGCUUCAUUAACAAGGACGACCUGAGUGACACCUUCGCAGCUUUGGGCCGCCUGAACGUGAAGAGUGAGGAACUGGAGGCUAUGCUGAGUGAGGCUCCCGGAGCUAUUAACUUCACUGUCUUCCUCACCAUGUUCGGGGAGAAGCUGAAAGGCACUGACCCAGAGGAAACGAUGAACGCUUUUAAGAUUUUCGACCCAGAGGGCAACGGCUACAUCAAGGGAGAAUAUAUGAAAGAGAUGCUGAAGACACAAGCCGACAGGUUCAAUGAAGUAGAGUGUGAGCAAAUGUUCACCGCCUUCCCACCUGACGUCUCAGGGAACCUGGACUACAAGAACCUGUGCUACGUGAUCACACACGGAGAGGAGAAGGAUCAGGAGUGAGGAGGCCACGUGGAGCGGAGCAGAGCAGAUCCCAGUGGGAGGUAGAGAACACAAGAGACCUUCCACCACCUCCAGCACAACACUAUGGUUGUAAAUAAAGUUAUACCCUUGUCAGAGCUCCCACACACUGUAAAUAAAGGUGUUCUGGUAA